AUGAUAAAAACUCUCCCGCUAUCGACUCAGGCUGCCAUCGAAGCUUCAGAUGCUGCUCUUGUAGUCUCAACCAAUGCUCCAGGACUCUCACCAGCACCACCAUCCCCACCAUCCCCCGUGCCAAAAUUCACCACCGACGAAAUGCGAGCCUUCUUCACGAAUCAAGUCCUGGAAAAAACGAAAAACGACCCAGAAAAGGCCAAAGAGCUCGAGCAACGUGUCAGUGAGACAGUCUACGAGACAUUCGAAAUGUGCAAGAAGUUUGCGGAAACUGGAAAGCUGGAUCUAACGAGAAAGGACCAGAAAAUUGAGAGUCUGGAGGCGAGAAUCUCGGAUUUGGAGGCGAAAUUAGAGGAAAAACAUCAGGAAUACCUGAAAAAGGACCGGCAACUCUCGAAUUUGGAAACUGGAUACUUACGGCGUGGAUUGGGCAUCUCAAGACAUCAGCUGAGAAAUGGGCGGAGCGAAGGGGGCGGAGCCAAGGAAGAAAAGAAGGCGGGGCCUAACUCCGUUAAUCAGUACAAGUAG
This is a messenger RNA of Caenorhabditis briggsae, 528 nucleotides long. The transcript has 2 exons. The record is from RefSeq and is a predicted model, not a curated record. Bases 1 to 528 code for a protein of 175 amino acids. NCBI's taxonomy places the organism in Eukaryota, Metazoa, Nematoda, Chromadorea, Rhabditida, Rhabditidae.